AUCUCUAUUCUGCCGUGCCCGUGACCUCGUCGGUGCCAGCGCUGUGCGGGUCUGUGCGGGAACCGUUUCAUUCAAGGUGCAGUGCUGCAGUUUGCAGCUCGCGCGGCUGUGUCAGACGGGAGCGCUCACACACUUCUGGUAAAGGUCGUCCCACCUUCCUGUCUGCUGGGCAUUCGCACUGGACGUCUGAGUCGCAGUAUGCGCUGGGACUGUUUACCGGGAUACUGAAGCAAGGACCGGAGCCCAGUGUUCGGCCUGGUUGCUAUCAGCCGCCCGGUACCGCACCGAGACCGAAUGUUAAAAAACCAUAAGUGUCGGUUGAACAACACUGACAGUCUGGAACAUGGCUACUCCCACCUUCACAUCGCCGGAAGAAACGUCUCCAACAGACCAGCACCGCAUUCGUCAGUCGGACAGCAACACCAGUUUCCUGCGGGCAGCACGUGCUGGGAACCUGGAGAAAGUGUUGGAAUGUCUGAAAAGGGGCGUGGACAUCAACACCUGUAACCAGAACGGCCUGAAUGCUCUGCACCUGGCGGCAAAGGAGGGGCAUGUGGAGCUGGUGGAGGAGUUGCUGGAGAGAGCCACGCCUGUCGACUCUGCUACCAAGAAAGGAAACACUGCGCUCCAUAUCGCUGCCCUGGCUGGACAGGAGGAAGUGGCUAAGCUGCUUGUCAAACGCGGAGCCAACGUGAAUGCCCAGUCUCAGAAUGGCUUCACUCCACUUUACAUGGCUGCGCAGGAGAACCACUUGGAUGUGGUGCGCUAUCUGCUGGAGAACGGGGGCAACCAGACCACUGCUACAGAGGACGGGUUCACUCCCCUGGCCAUAGCGCUGCAGCAGGGGCAUAACCAGGUUGUGUCACUGCUGCUGGAGAAGGACACCAAGGGCAAAGUGCGUCUGCCAGCCCUGCACAUCGCUGCUCGCAAGGACGACAUUAAAGCUGCGGCUCUUCUGCUGCAGAACGACCACAACGCUGACGUCCAGUCCAAGAUGAUGGUCAACAGGACAACUGAGAAUGGGAAGAGUGGCUUUACCCCUCUGCACAUUGCUGCUCACUAUGGAAAUGUCAAUGUUUCCACUCUGUUGCUCAACCGGGGGGCAGCUGUGGAUUUCACUGCCAGGAACGGCAUCACACCCCUUCAUGUGGCGUCCAAGCGCGGGAACACCGGCAUGGUGGGGCUGCUGCUGGACCGAGGGGCGCAGAUUGAUGCCAAAACCCGCGAUGGGCUGACCCCUCUGCACUGUGCAGCAAGGAGUGGGCAUGAGCUCACUGUGGAAUUGCUGCUGGAGAGAGGAGCACCCCUACUGGCCAGAACCAAGAAUGGACUGUCUCCUCUGCACAUGGCUGCCCAGGGAGACCAUGUGGAGUGUCUGAAGCACUUGCUUCAUCACAAGGCACCUGUCGAUGAUGUCACCCUGGACUACCUGACUGCGCUGCAUGUGGCUGCCCACUGUGGCCACUACAGAGUCACUAAGCUGCUGCUGGACCAGCGGGCCAACCCCAAUGCCCGCGCACUGAAUGGCUUCACCCCCCUGCACAUUGCCUGCAAGAAGAACAGGGUGAAGGUGAUGGAGCUCCUGGUGAAGUAUGGAGCCGUCAUCCAGGCCAUCACUGAGUCUGGCCUCACCCCGAUCCAUGUGGCAGCAUUUAUGGGUCACCUGAACAUCGUCCUGCUCUUGCUGCAGAAUGGGGCUUCACCUGACAUAUGCAACAUGCGGGGGGAGACAGCUCUACACAUGGCUGCACGGGCCGGCCAGACGGAGGUGGUCCGAUGUCUCUUGAGGAACGGAGCGCUGGUGGACGCCAAUGCAAGGGAGGAUCAGACCCCACUGCACAUUGCGUCUCGUCUGGGGAAGGCGGAGAUCGUGCAGCUGCUCUGCAGAAAUGGCCAUCUGAGCUGCCGCCACGGUGAGACACGCCCCCACUCCCUCCCCACCAAGGUGAGACACGCCCCCACUCCCUCCCACCAAGGUGAGACACCCCACUCCCUCCCCACCAAGAAAGGAUUCACUCCACUGCAUGUGGCUGCUAAGUACGGAAGCGUGGAUGUUGCUAAACUCCUCCUACAGCGCAAAGCUUCUCCCGAUUCUUCCGGAAAGAACGGACUCACCCCGCUCCACGUUGCUGCACACUAUGACAACCAGCAGGUGGCGCUGAUGUUGCUGGACCAUGGAGCUUCCCCUCAUGCCACCGCAAAGAAUGGCUACACGCCGCUCCACAUUGCAGCCAAGAGGAACCAGCUGGGCGUGGCGCAGGCCCUGCUGAGGGGCAGGGCCGACGCCGCUGUUCUGACUCGGCAGGGCGUGUCUCCUCUACACCUGGCUGCCCAGGAGGGCCAUGGCGACAUGGUGGCUCUGCUCCUGCGGGAGGGAGCUCACGCUAACACGCUCACCAAAAAUGGAUUGACUUCACUCCACCUGGCUGCUCAGGAAGACAGGUUACUCUCUCCUUUCCAGCUUGGCUAUACUCCUCUCAUAGUUGCUUGUCACUAUGGUAAUGUGAAGAUGGUGAACUUCUUAUUGCAGCAUGGUGCCAACAUCAAUGCAAAAACAAAGAGUGGCUACACUCCCCUUCACCAGGCAGCACAGCAGGGGAACACUCACAUCAUCAACAUCUUACUACAGCAUGGAGCAGAACCCAACACUGUGACUGUGAAUGGAAACACAGCACUGGACAUUUCUCGUCGUCUGGGAUAUAUCUCUGUGGUUGACACUCUGAAAGUGGUGACAGAGGAGGUCAUCACCACCACGACCACGGUGACAGAGAAGCACAAGCUGAACGUGCCUGAGACCAUGACUGAGGUUCUGGAGGUUUCUGAUGAGGAAGGUGAGGACACGAUGACAGGGGAAGGGGGUGAGUAUCUGCGAGCCGAGGACCUGAGGGAGCUGGGCGAUGACUCCUUACCUGGCCAUUACCUGGAGGGGAUGAGCUACCUGCGUUUUAGUCUAGAUGCUGUGCGCUCUGACAGCCUACGAUCCUUCAGUUCUGACAGGUCCCACACCACACCACGGCAUGCUGGAUAUCUGCGGAAGGAUGGCAACCUCAUUGAGGCCACUGCCAGCAGCCAACAGAUGGCAUUGCUCUCUGUGCAGAAGGAGUCUUACCGUCUGAGCUGGGGUACCGAGAACCUGGACAACAUUGCCCUGUCCUCCAGCCCCCUCCACUCUGGACGCUCCUCCCCGUGCUUGGAUCAAGACAAUAGCAGCUUCCUGGUCAGCUUCAUGGUGGACGCAAGGGGCGGAGCCAUGCGGGGGUGUCGCCAUCAUGGCCUCCGCAUCAUCAUUCCGCCACGAAAGUGCUCCGCCCCCACACGCGUGACCUGCCGUCUGGUGAAACGGCACCGCGUGGCCACCAUGCCCCCCCUGGUGGAAGGAGAUGGACCAGCCGGCCGGCUCAUUGAGAUAGGGCCUACUGGAGCUCAGUUCCUUGGUAAACUACACCUGCCCACUGCCCCCCCUCCACUGAAUGAGGGGGAGAGUUUGGUUACCCGAAUCCUUCAGCUGGGGCCACCAGGGACUCGAUUCCUGGGGCCCGUGGUGGUUGAGAUCCCACACUUUGCGGCGCUGCGAGGGGUGGAGCGGGAGCUGGUGAUCCUGCGCAGCGAGACUGGGGAGAGCUGGAGAGAGCACCACUGUGAACACACCGAGGAGGACCUCAACCAGAUCCUCAACGGCAUGGACGAAAAGCUCGGAUGCCCAGAGGAGCUGGAGAGAAAGCGGAUCUAUCGCAUCAUCACGCGGGAUUUCCCACAGUACUUUGCGGUGGUAUCCCGGGUGCGGCAGGACAGCAGGCUGAUGGGGCCGGAGGGGGGCGUGCUGAGCAGCAGUGUGGUGCCGCAGAUCCAGGCCCACUUCCCUGAGGGAGCGCUGACAAAGCGCAUCCGUGUGGGCCUGCAGGCUCAGCCCAUUGAAGUGGACCUGGUGAGGAGGAUUCUGGGUAACAAGGCCACAUUUGGUCCCAUUAUCACACUGGAGCCCAGGAGGAGAAAGUUCCACAAACCCAUCACCAUGACGAUCCCUGUCCCUAAGACCUCAGCUAAUGAAGCAAUGGCAAGAGGGUAUGGGGGAGACAUGCCCACUCUGCGUCUACUGUGCAGUAUCACUGGUGGCACCACUCCAGCCCAAUGGGAGGACAUAACAGGCAGUACACCGCUCACCUUCACAAAUGACUGUGUGUCUUUCACCACUAAUGUAUCUGCAAGGUUUUGGCUGGUGGACUGUUUGCAGGUACAGGAGUCGGUGGCUAUCUCCUCUCAGGUGUACCGGGAGGUCAUCUGUGUCCCAUACAUGGCCAAAUUUGUCAUAUUUGCUAAAACUCUGGACUCCAUUGAAGCCCGGCUCCGCUGCUUCUGCAUGACCGAUGACAAGAUGGACAAAACCCUGGAGCAGCAGGAGAAUUUCACUGAGGUGGCUCGCAGUCGUGAUGUGGAGGUUCUGGAGGGGAAGCCCAUAUAUGCCGACUGCUUUGGGAACCUUGUCCCUCUGACUAAGAGUGGUCAGCAGCAUCUCUUCAGCUUCUUUGCCUUCAAGGAGAACCGUCUGGCCCUGUUUGUUAAAGUUCGAGACAGCGCUCAGGAGCCCUGUGGUCGUUUGUCCUUCACAAAAGAGCCCAGAGCUUACCGAAGUGCCACCCACAAGGCUAUCUGCAACCUGAACAUCACACUCCCUGCAUACUCAAAGGACUGUGAUUCAGAUCAGGAAGCAGAUCAGCAGAUUGACAGGAUACAUGAAAAAUAUGAGAGUAUGCAGCCCCUUCCCCAGCCAACUGCCUUACCUGGGCCAGACCUACUGUCUGAAGUGUCUGAGUUGAAACAGGACCUGAUCAAAAUGACAGUCAUCCUGGCCUCAGAGCAAAAAGAGGUGCCAUGCCCCACUGUUGGAGAGGCCCGGCAGCAGAGCCAGACAGGGGAUGAGCCGGGGGAGCCUCUGCAGAUUGUGGGAAAAGUCAAAGAAGAUCUGGAAAAGGUUGAUGAGAUUCUGAGGGGAGGUUCAUGUAUGAGUAUGGGGUCAGAAGAUGCAUCAGGACAUGAGGAGGAAGGAUGGGUCUUCCUCAGUGAUGCAGAAAUUGGAGAAGCCAAAAAAACAGCACUGUUUGAGAUUCAGGAACCCCUCAUGCAAGAAGUGAGAAUAAACAAGGGGUCUGCCAGACCACAAAUGGGCAAGGACAUGAAAGGCAUGGUCACACACCUGAGUGAAGACCUCCAACAGUACUUCACACAGCUGCCUGAGGCACACCGCCAGCUCCCAGAGGAUGUGGUUGAGGAGAGGUUUGAAGAGGUCAUUGUGAGCAGGGGGAAACAAGAAAUCAAGUAUACCAGUGGUGGAAUCAGGAAGCCAGCUCGGAGGAAACUGAAAGAGAGGAGAGGCACUGAUGAGCCUCACACACCUGGCUCUGAGUCAGAUUUUCACAGGUUCAGCUCAGAGGAGUCUCUUCAGGGAGAAACCACUCUGAAUUCUCCUCCAGUCAGGAGCCCUUUUGCACCUUCCCCAGGGGUUGAAGAGACCCCCAUCGGCUCCAUAAAGGACAAAGUGAAAGCACUUCAACAGAAAGUUGAAGAGGAGGAGAAAGGAUGGAAGCAGAAGCAUUCGCAGGUGAAUGUGGAAAGCAGCUCCUCUUAUAUCACUGAGCAGCAAGCUCUUCCUAAAUCCCCCAGGUCUCCCAGAUCUCAGACUGAGAGGCUGGAAGAGACAAUGUCUGUUCGAGAACUAAUGAAAACAUUCCAAACAGGGCAGGACCCUUCAAAGUGUAAGUCUGGGCUGUUUGAGCACAAAGCCAUUACCACCACCACCACGGAAACAGAGCUCUUGAGCAUAGCACAUACAACUGAGCCAAUAGAUACCAUGACAACUCUUCAUUCACAGAGAGAUGAUUCUUUACUGGAUGCUGGACAUUUAGAUGAAUCGCAGAUCAGUCCAGAUUGUAUGUGUUCAGAGGACAUCAGUGCCCUCAUCAGAGCUGAACCAGAGGUCAACACUGAGUCCCAGCUAUUCAGAAAAACAGGAGAUGGUGAGGAUAAAGACUCAACAACUGCUAAUGAAGCCCCUGCCACUCAGUGUGACUUGGACUCUUCUGCAGCCAGAGGAGGAGCCAGCCGGGCUGACAAAGUUCAGGAUGGAUGUGUGGAUAUCAGGCAAGAGGGUGCCACAGACCCACUGAGCUUCAGCCUGGGUCAGCAAACCCCUAAGACCAGCAAUGUUUUGAAAAAUACAGGAGCUACUCAUGAUGGCAGCCUGUUUUUGGUAACAUGUUCCACUGCUACAGGGUCAGAACAAGGCACCUGUCAUGAUCCAGCUACCUUAGAUCUGCCUUUGGGACAGCAGGACCUACAGGCCCUCAGCCCCUCUGCUGAAAACCCUACGAUAAUUAGCCAGAUGGACUCUCUGGAGGGCAGUCCCAUUGUAGAAGACUCCUCUCACAGAUCUCCAGACUCUAUUGAGCCAAGCCCAACUAAGGAAUCCCCUUGCCAUGACUCAUUAGAAAACAGCCCUGUUGAUCAGGGUACAAAACCAAGCUUUACUGCGGUGGCAGAGCAUACCAUACCUGCUGGUCGGUUAUUAUCCAAUAAACCAGACAGCACGCUGGACCCAGUGGGCACUAGACUGCUUAGAGACCCAGAAGGCAGUGCUGUUGAUGAUGAUAGUUAUGAACAGACCUCCCAAAUUGAAAGUUCAGGCAAGACUCCUCUUUCACCUGAUACCCCAAGUUCUGAGGAAGUGAGUUAUGAAGUCACUCCAAAAACACCAGAUCCACAAGCCCAGCCAGGAUUCAGGAAACCAACUGUAAUUCCUGAGGAUGUUGAGGAGGAAGAAGAUGAUGCAGGAAGCAAUGACCCUCAAAGGCAGUUCACACCGGAGGAGGAGAUGUUCAAAAUGGCUGCAAAAAUUAAAACCUUUGAUGAAAUGGAACAAGAUGCUAAAAGCAAAUGGGAAAGUAGAAAUGAUGUAAAAACAGCAGACACCAAUUCUGCUCCUGAGUCUGGAGAGGAUAGGAGAGCAGUCUCAAAAGGCAGGAGCUCCUCGGAAAGUGACCCAGAUAUUAAAGACGAGGUUGACAUUACUGAUAAAGAGUACAGAGGAGAGAAAGAAGAAUACCUGAAAGAAAUCACAAAAGGUAAAUUAGCUGAUAGGGAAGAAAAGGCCUGGGAUUCAUGUACUGCUAUGGAGAGCCAAGCAGAGAGCAGUGUGGUGCGUAAAAUCACAGAUAAUCACAGAAUACAUUCCAAGACAAUGGGCCAACAUGAAGAUUCCUUUGAAGACCUAAAUGUUUCUUUCACUAGUUUGGAACAAACACAGCACAGAUCAGAAAUGCCCCUUUCUGUCUGUCUGGAAAACAAGGGUGAGGGACCUCUUAAAAUGCAAUCUAUGGCAAUUGUUGAAAAUUCAGAUUCAUUGCAAGGCCUGGUUCCCUGGAGCACUGUGCAAGAGGAUGAUGAUGCCUUUGAACUUGACCGACAGUCACAGGGAAUGAGUCCUAAUAGAACCCCAAUGGAAGAGGCAACAAUGGGAGGUCAGAACCCCUUCUUAUUCCAGGAGGGGAAACUUUUUGAGAUGACCAGAAGUGGUGCCAUCGACAUGACAAAGAGAAGCUUUGAAGAUGAAGGCCAAGGCUUUGCCUUCUUUCAGAUUGGAAAAUGCCUCACAGAGGAGGCUCGAGAAGAUCCUGUGGGAUAUGAGGCUUCUGAAGCAGAUGCUAUUCUAUCACCUCAACAGACAUUGAUUUCAUCAGAUCCACUGAUUAAUGCAGCAGAAGUUUUGGCUGCAACAGAGGUACAACUUGAGCAUGUUGAUACUUCCGACUGGAGCCUCACAGAGACUAAAGUGGGUUCUCCAGAUUCCACUGUAACACUUGUGAACACGGCUUUUUCAAUGGUCACUAGAUCCAUCUAUCCAGAACAGUCCUCAGACUCCUCACCAGAGGAGCAACUCUCUGUUGUCGAACUACCUUCACCUGCAGGGAAAUCUCCACCCACACCUGCCGAGAAACCUGCAGAAGAAUUACCUCUCUCACCUGGAAGGGAAUCUGCCCCCACAUGUGUAGAAGAGUUACCUCCCACACAUUCUGAGGAUUCUGUCCGCACAUGUGUAGAAGAGUUACCUCCCAUAGCUGCUGAAGAAUCUGCUCCCAUACCCCCCACACGUUCUGAGGAAACUGCCCCAGACUUUUGUGGUGGGGAAUCAGAAAUCCCAUUAGAGCUGGCUUCCCCUAUUGUGACUCACACUGACUUGCCUUCAUCAUCUGCAUCUGUCACCCCUCAUCUGCAGAUCCAAACUGGAAAGGACAUCAAAACCACCUCUAAAAUAUCUUUCAAAGCUUCUUCAGUCAAAUCUCAGGCUGGUUACAGCUCAGUGAGGCGUGCUGUGUCUCUCAAGGUCCAGACAGGCACAUCAUCCACUAAACAGGGAAAGAGGAGCAAAUCUGAGGCUGACACUUCUUUUCUCAAACCUGAUGCAUCUUCAUUUAAACAUCAAACAUUUACUGGCUCACCAGCAAAAUAUGGAGAAUUCCCAAAAGCCCAAAGGGGGAAGUUACCCACAAAGCAAGAAAAGAGGACUAAAACUGAGACUGAUGCUGCUUUACUCAAAUCACAACCUGGUCCUGACCAAGUGGUGAAGCGGGCAGAAUCUCUCAAAGUCCAAAAAGAAAAGUUACCCACUAAACAGGAAAAGAGAACCAAGUCAGAGACUGACACUGCUUUGCUCAAAUCCCAGCCUGGUUCUGAGCAAGUGGUGAAGCGGGCAGAAUCUCUCAAAGUCCAAAAAGGAAAGUUACCCACUAAACAGGAAAAGAGAACCAAAUCCGAGAGUGAUACUUCUUUGUUGAUGACCCAGCCUAGUUCUGAUCCAAAGCUAAAACAAAUAGAUUCCUUUAAAGUCCAAAAAGGAAAAUUUCCUAUAAAGCAAGAAAAGAGGACAAAAUCUGAUUCUGACCCGAUAAUAAAACGGGCAGAAUUACCCAAGGUCCAUGGAGGUCUGUCACCUAUCAAACAGGGAAAGAGGAGCAAAUCUGAGACUGACACAUGUUCCCAAGGAGCUACCACAUCCAAAAGGGCCCUUAAAACCAGCUUUUGUGAGGGAGAUGGUCGGAAGCACUUUAAGAAAGAAGACCCAGCUACAAAAACCACAGUCCACUCUAAAUUGUCCAUUAAGGACAAACCUGGACAGACUCUUCACUGUUCUGGGACAAUAAAAGAAAACAAAGAACAACAGAUCUUUGAAACAUAUGUCGAAAAUUCAUUUGAAUCAGUCCAAGAAAUAAGUCAUGAAGUUGUGAAGACUGUUGAAGAAACAAUUCAGGAAGACAGUGUGCAGGUGACCCCAGUUGUUGGUGACAGCAAUACCUUUAAUGUCGUUGACGGGAUAGAGAAUGUAACUCUUGUCAAGGUGCCACUGUCCUGUGUUCCUGAAACCCUUGUUGGAACGAGACCCCAAUGGGAUGACCCAUGUGUGGAGACUCCCACGCAGCAGGUCCCAGAUGAAGCCACCAAAACCCAACGUGAAGUAGACCCAGAGGAGGUCAUAGAAAGGAAGGAGCAGAGGCUGUCCAUCAUUGGUGAUCACCUUGGUUUCAGUUGGACUGAGUUGGCCCAGGAGCUUGAGUUUAGCAGAGACUGCAUCCAACAGAUUCGAGCUGAUAAUCCCACCUCCCUGCAGGACCAGAGUCAUGCCCUAUUGAAAUUGUGGGUGGAGAGAGAAAAGGAAAACUCCACAGAAAAAAGUCUUGUUAAGGCACUCACAGCAAUAAACCGUGUGGACAUUGUGCAUCUGAUGGAAAUGAGAAUGGUGGAGCCCUGGGCCUGUGGAGUCGUGGAAAAGGUCACAUCCCCAGAUCAGAGUGAGGGGUUCUCAGUGCUUCAGGAAGAUAUGGACAGCAGUCCCAGACUGGUGCAGCAUGUGACCUCACACAGACCACCCCCAGCGGCAUCUGAGGAGGACCUAUCUAUGUCCUCACUUCCUGAAACCACCUCCAAAAUGGACCUCACAGGAGAACAUGGCCACAUGGUGAAAGUACAGACUGACCUGCAGAGAGAGAUGGAAAUGCCAGAUGGAUUGGGUGUGGCUGAAGCCGCGAGUGAGGAAGUCAGCAUGGAACCUAGAGAAAUGAGCACCUGCCAACAGGUCCCAUCCCAUUUCAACAUGGAAAAGAGAUCAGUUUCCACAGAAUUUGAGUACACUCUUGAGACAAGUCCAUGUUCAUCUAAUUUUGAUAUAAUUGCUUUUCAAACACAGCUGUCAUCAACUCUGAUAAGUGAAACAUCUCAGCAUUCUGAGAGCCAAGCAGAGAAUUCAGAAUCGAAUCCAACAGACUUUAGGUUUAAUCAGAAUCCCUCUGAAGUAAACUCAAGUUCUUCAGGGUACAGUGGGAUUUCACCGGAAUUUGCCACAUCACCUCCUAAAUGUGGUCCAACGUCCAGUCUAUGUGAAGCCAGUCAAGAGUCAGCCAAUGUCUUUACCCACAAUUCAACUAAAACAGUCAUUAAGGAUACCCUGGAGUCAGCUGAAUCAAUUGUUGAGGAUAUGCUAGAAUCGCUUGAAUCAAUCCCUAAAGAUAUGCUGGAACCAGUUUCAUCAGAAAAUCUGGAAUUACCUAAGCCAGCCAAGAAGGGUACCCUGGAACUGCCUGAAUCCAUACCUAAGGAUAGGCUGGAACCAUCUGAUGAAUCCGUCCCUAAGGAUAGGUCGGAAUCACCUGAACCAGCUUCUAAGGAUACCCUGGAAUCACUGGAAUCAGUCACUAAGGAUACUCUGGAAUCACCAGAAUCAGUCACUAAGGAUACCCUGGAAUCUCCUGAAUCAGUCCCUAAUGAUUGGCUGAAAUCACCUGAACCAGCUUCUAUGGAUACGCUGGAUUUAACUGAAAGAGUUGUUAAGAAUACCCUGGAGUCACCUGUGUCAAUCGUUGAGGAUACCCUGGAAUCACCUGAAACACUUACUAAUGAUAGGCUGGAAUCACUUGAAUCUGUAUCUAAAGAUAGGUUGGAAUUGCCUGAUCCAGGCUCUAUGGAUACACUAGAAUCACCUGAAACAUUGACUAAAGAUGCCCUGGAAUCACCUGAAUCAGUCCUAAAUGUUAGCUUGGAAUCACCUGAACCAGCUUUUAAGGAUACCCUGGAAUCACCUGAAUCAGUUCCUAAGGAUAUGUGGGAAUCAUCUGAACCAGUUUCUAUUCAUACCCCGGAAUCACCUGAACCAGUCACUAAGGAUACCCUGGACUCUCCUGAAUCAGUCCCUAAGGAUUGGUUGAAAUCACCUGAUCCAGCCUCCAUGGACACACUAGAAUUGCCUGAAUCAUUAGCUAAGGAUGCCCUGGAAUCACCUGAAUCAACUACUAAAUAUACCCUGGAGUCACCUGAAUCAGUCCUAAAUGUUAGCUUGGAAUCACCUGAACCAGCUUUUAAGGAUACCCUGGAAUCACCUGAAUCAGUUCCUAAGGAUAUGUGGGAAUCACCUGAACCAGUUUCUAUUCAUACCCCGGAAUCACCUGAACCAGUCACUAAGGAUACCCUGGACUCUCCUGAAUCAGUCCCUAAGGAUUGGUUGAAAUCACCUGAUCCAGCCUCCAUGGACACACUAGAAUUGCCUGAAUCAUUAGCUAAGGAUGCCCUGGAAUCACCUGAAUCAACUACUAAAUAUACCCUGGAGUCACCUGAAUCAGUCUUAAAUAAUAGUUUGGAAUCACCUGAACCAGCUUCUAAGGAUAGGGUGGAAUCACCUGAAUCAGUCCCUAAGGAUAUGCGGGAAUCACCUGAAUCAGUUUCUAUACAUACCCUGGAAUCACCGGAACCAGUCCUUGAGAAUUGGCUGGAAUCACCUGAACCAGUCACGAAGGAUACCCUGGAAUCUCCUGAAUCAGUCCCUGAGAAUUGGCUGGAAUCACCUGAACAAGCCACUACGGAUACCCUGGAAUCUCCUGAACCAGCUUCUAUGGAUACCCUGGAUUUAACUGAAACAGUCGCUAAGAAUACCCUGGAGUCACCUGAAUCAAUCGUUGAGGAUACCCUGGAAUCACCUGAAAUUUUUACUGGGCUGAAAACACCUGAAUCGCUCCCUAAGGAUAGGCCAGAAUCUCCUGAAUCAGUCCCAAAGGAUAGGCUGGAAUCACCUGCACUAAUUUCUGUGCAUACCCUGGAAUCACCUGAACCAGUCACUAAGGAUACCCUGGAAUCACCUGAAACACUUACUAAUGAUAGGCCGGAAUCACCUGGAUCAGUCACUAAGGAUACCCUAAUAUGUCCUGAAUCAGUCUCUAAGGAUACACUAGAAUUAUCUGAACCAACUUCUAUGGAUACACUGGAAUCACCUGAAAAAGGUACUAAGGAUGCCUUGAAGUCACCUGAAUCAAUAAUUGAGGAUGCCCUGGAAUCACCUGAAUCAGUCAUUAAGGAUAUGUUGGAAUCACCUGAGCCAGCUUCCAUGCAUAUGCUUGAAUUACCUGAAUCAUUCACUAAGGAUACCCUGGAAUCACCUGAAUCAGAAUCAGAAGCAUUAUCAUGUAUUUUUCAUGAGACAUUAGAAAGAGAUGUACUAACUGAAUUUAUUCAAUCUCCCUUGGAACCCUCACAGCCAGACUCUGUGCUUUUAGGAGCAGUCUCCCAAGGUGGUGAGGAGUCACUGGACAUAGAAAAAUUACCAAUAAUUAAAAAAACAUCCUAUGAGUCAACUGAAAGCAUAACUGGAUUUCAUCAGUUAACCACUGAAGUAGCUCUUUGUGAAAAUCACCACCAGAUCUUAUCUGAGCCUACAAAAACACUGGUGGAAACCAGCUCAGUUUCACCCCAGUCCAUUCAGGAGUCUUCCUCUGAGUUUUUUCGCCUUGACAUAUCUGCCGCAACAGUAACUGAACUUAACGGGGUUCAACUCCAGAAUGCCCCAAAACUGAGCUCAGCUAUCAUAGAAUCCCCCCUGUCAUCUACAGCUGAUGGGGGCAGAGUUCAGACUGACGUUGCUCCAAUGUUCCAGGCAACCACUUCAAUGAUUGUACUUGGAUUUGAUGAAUCACCAGAUUCAUCUGCUGAAUCUCCAGAUUCAACAAAAACUAUCCUGGAACUAGCUCAUGAAUCAUUCAAGGAGUCUUGCAAAGAAAGAGAAGAGUUUACUGUUGGCACUGAUCUCCUCACAAGUGCACCUGAAGCUACAGAAUGGGAGAGGGAAGUUGUGUAUUCUGCCUGGGUAGCAACAGAAGAACCAUGUCUGCAUUUGAGUGGGACAUCUGAGCACACUCCUGUGGCUGUUAGACAUAAACCUGCCCUUCAGGAAAUGGUUCAGCUCUAUGAGGACUCAGACCAAGAACACUUUGAUUGUAGACAGGGCUUUUCUGAACCCGAGACAGGCAAAAUGAAACAAGGUGUGACUGGUGUAAUUCCACAUGCUGAACACCAGGAAGGACUCAACACUGGGGCCACCCCUCUUACCACAAACAGCUCCCUUCACAGGUAUUUAUUUCCCUCUGGGAGUGAAGAAUAUGAGGACAUGCCCAUUGAUCACCGGUCUGACAAAUUCUGGGGUCACCAGGAAGAAGUGUGUCUCUGGGCUGAGCAGGAAGAGGAAGUUGUGCCUCCCUGUAGUUCAGGCGCUCAGUCUGUAGGGAUACCUCCAGUGAAGAUCCCGGUUAUUGGGGAGGAUGAUUCACUGGAGAGGUCUGAGGACAUGCCGGAUAUUUCUCCACAGUCAGUAAAAGACAAGCACUACAUGGACAAGGAUAGAAACGUGGUGACAAAGGUCACCAGGAAGAUCACCCAGAGACUGAUGUCAGUGGAUGGAGCUGAACUGGAGGCGGAGUUUGUGGAAGGGGCGGUCCUGGAGGCGGGGUUUGUGGAAGGGGCAGUCCUGGAGGCAGGGCCUGUGGAAGGGGUGGAUUUGGAGGCGGAGUCUGUAGAAGAGGUCAGGCUGGAGGCAGAGCUUGGUUUCUCCAAAGGCCUGAAAAGGACUGUGCUGAAGAGCAAGGGAGACCAUGCUGAGGAUGCGGAUGCGUGAGGUUGCGCACAGUCGGCGGAGGGGUGUUGCAAGGGAUGCUCACCCCUGAGACCCUGCAGCAGCACCUGCUACCCCCACACACUACUGCAGCAAGGAGGAGACCGGCAAGAAGUGACCUCACAUAUGCAAUCCCACAAUGCACUUGACCCCCCUGCCACUGUCUUCCCUUCCCAACACAUUGGGUUUGUUCCUUUGUUCCAUGGCAGCUUUGGAGCAAGUUGUUUUUGUUUAAAGCUUCAAUUUUGUUUAGUGAGUAAUUCAGUUUUAUUUAUGUUCUUGUUUUACUCCCUUCGUGACCAAAGAUAUUUCUUUGAUUUGUUCAGCAAUUUACUUUACUUUCCUCAGCUUUUUCUUUUUUGGUAAAGCAAACAGAACUAGAAAACAUUUUUAAAAAACUAUUUAGUGCCACCAUCCCCACCCAUGGACCUCUUCACAAACAGAUCUGCCUGUAUAACCACACACACUCAGCACAUCCCCUGUCUUAAUGUUUAUGGGCACUUCAGUAACCUUCUGCAUGUUGAGUGACUAAAUCCCCUGCCCAAGUGGCUUGUGAGCUGAUAUUUGGGCAUGUAUUUAAAGAGCCAAGGAAAGCCUGAUGUAAACCCUGGAGAACAGUGUUAAUGCCCAGAGAGAAGUCUGCUUCUAAAACCUGCCAUAGAAUUCAUUGUGCAACAUGUAUUAAACACGUAUUAAACAUGCAUUUAACAUGUUUGCAUGUCUGCUGUUCCAACUGUAUGAACAUAUAUGGUCAAAAAUCUGAUGCGUCUCUCAAAAACUCAUUUAUGCUUUUCUCACAUAAAGACAUGGAAGAUGUUAGAUAUUCUUCACCCUAUGUAUCACUUUACUGGAGUGCAUUACUGGCCCUUGUCAGUGAAACAUAAAUGGGUUUUUCUUGAGACUCCCAGACGUAACCACAGAUUUUGUGCAAACACUGAGCUGUAGCUAUGCCUCACUAUCACUGAGUGUUAAUAACCCCUCAUAUCAGACCUGUGGAUGAGUGUUAAUCACCCCUCAUAUCUGACCUGUGGAUGAGUGUUAAUCACCCCUCAUAUCUGACCUGUGGAUGAGUGUUAAUCACCCCUCAUAUCUGACCUGUGGAUGAAUGUUAAUAACCCCUCAUAUCUGACCUGUGGAUGAGUGUUGUUAACCCCUCACAUCUGACCUGUGGAUGAGUGUUAAUAACCCCUCAUAUCUGACCUGUGGAUGAGUGUUAAUCACCCCUCAUAUCUGACCUGUGGAUGAGUGUUAAUCACCCCUCAUAUCUGACCUGUGGAUGAGUGUUAAUCACCCCUCAUAUCUGACCUGUGGAUGAGUGUUAAUAACCCCUCAUAUCUGACCUGUGGAUGAGUGUUAAUAACCCCUCAUAUCUGACCUGUGGAUGAGUGUUAAUCACCCCUCAUAUCUGACCUGUGGAUGAGUGUUAAUCACCCCUCAUAUCUGACCUGUGGAUGAGUGUUAAUAACCCCUCAUAUCUGACCUGUGGAUGAGUGUUAAUCACCCCUCAUAUCUGACCUGUGGAUGAGUGUUGUUAACCCCUCAUAUCUGACCUGUGGAUGAGUGUUAAUAACCCCUCAUAUCUGACCUGUGGAUGAGUUUUUUCCAGCAAAAGCCCUUUUCAGUCCCUCUGUCUGCCACUUCCUUAGCUAUGUCCUUAUUUCAUUUAGGAGUGCAUCUAUUGUGUGAGUGUACCAGAUUCAGCUUUUACCCAUGGGCCUUAUUCUCUAUUGUCUUUUAGCCUUUCCCCAAGUUAAAAGCUUGUGAUUUUUCUCCUUAUAAAAUGUGGAAGGAAGUAUUUUUUUGUGGGGGUUUGCUAAUGUUUAAAUGUUAUUAAGAUGUGAGGAAGAGGUUUGUAGUCAUAGAGGCUAAUCUCUGACAUGAUCGGCCUCCUGCUUGUGUGUGGAGAGGUUGCUUUGAGUUCUUUAUCACAUACCUGAACCUAUCUGAACACAUAUGAACAUAUAAACUUAUAUGAACACUAUACAUAACAUAGAAUGUCCACAAACGGUGAAAGUCUGGAGAUCAUGAGCUCUGUUUCAGUAGAAAACAUCUGGCCAGAAUAACACCUUGGGUAACAGUCAUAGGGAGUGCUGGGUAACACCUGUAGUGAGCAUUGGUUAACACCUGUAGUGAGCAUUGGGCAAUGCCUGUAGUGGACACUGGGUAAGGCUCAUGUUGAUUGUUGGGUAAUGCCUGUAGUGAGCAUUGGGUAAUGCCUGUAGUGGACACUGGGUAAGGCUCAUGGUGAUUGUUGGGUAAUGCCUGUAGUGAGUGCUGGGUAAUGCUCGUAGUGGACGCUGGGUAAUGCCUGUAGUGAGCAUUGGUUAACACCUGUAGUGAGCAUUGGGUAAUGCCUGUAGUGGACACUGGGUAAUGCUCAUGGUGAUUGUUGGGUAAUGCCCAUAGUGGACACUCAGUAAUGCCUGUAGUGAGCAUUGGUUAACACCUGCAGUGAGCAUUGGGUAAUGCCUGUAGUGGACACUGGGUAAUGCUCAUGGUGAUUAUUGGGUAAUGCCUGUAGUGGACACUGGGAAAUGCCUGUAGUGAGCAUUGGUUAACACCUAUAGUGAACAUUGGGUAAUGCCUGUAGUGGACACUGGGUACUGCUCAUGGUGAUUAUUGGGUAAUGCCCGUAGUGGACGCUGGGUAAUACCUGUAGUGGACACUGGGUAAUGCUUAUGGUGAUUAUUGGGUAAUGCCUGUAGUGGACACUGGGAAAUGCCUGUAGUGAGCAUUGGUUAACACCUAUAGUGAACAUUAGGUAAUGCCUGUAGUGGACACUGGGUACUGCUCAUGGUGAUUAUUGGGUAAUGCCCGUAGUGGACGCUGGGUAAUACCUGUAGUGGACACUGGGUAAUGCUUAUGGUGAUUAUUGGGUAAUGCCUGUAGUGAGUGUUGGGUAAUGCCCCUAGUGGACGCUGGGUAAUGCCUGUAGUGAGCCUUGGGAUGAGAUGAGAAUGUUUUACAGAUAAGGGGACAAGUGGCCUUAAAGGGGUGUGGCCCAUGAAUAUUAUUGGUUGUGAUGGGACCUUGUGAUGCAGCAGUCAUGCUUGAGCUUGUUUCGCCACACAUGGGAUGUAGAGAUGGUAGUUUUCAUAAAUGUUACUCGGCAGUUCAGCGCAAAGCUGAGUGAGGAACUCGAGCACACACACUCACACUUGCACUCACUGAAGCUUUGCAUUAUUGUUGUCCAUGAUUGCAAGUUAUUUUUAAAUUGUAAAAUGAUGUGUGUGCUUGUGCAGGUAUGUGUGUGUGUGUUUUGGGAUCUCAGAGGCUGGGAAUUGUAGCAAUGAAACACAAGUACCACAACAUCUCUAAAUAGAGAAAGCUGCCCAAGCAACAGAACAAAUUCACUCUGCCUGGGCAUAAACAAAGUCAACUGGGUCAAAGUUUAUGUGGUGUUAUUUGCAAUGCAGACAAUAUUUAUUAUGUGUUAGUACUUUCUGUUUUUUGACUUUAUUGUUAAGAUUGGUGUAACCAUAAACAGAUGGAAAUUCAAGAUACUAUGAGCAGGAGCCUCAAUGAUGAAUCAAGGUGUUUCCAUGGUAAUUACAAUUAUAUGCAUUAUAUACAAAUAUCUACAAGGGCAUGUAAUAGUUGAAUUAAGUGAAAAUACAUUAACACUAAGGAUUAUAAAGAGUGUAUAUGACUGACUCAUAAUAAAAUGAUUAAGUGUU
Anguilla rostrata (American eel) is the source of this 17649-nucleotide messenger RNA. Its product is annotated as ankyrin-2-like. Bases 344 to 13975 code for a protein of 4543 amino acids. Lineage: Eukaryota; Metazoa; Chordata; Actinopteri; Anguilliformes; Anguillidae. The record is from RefSeq and is a predicted model, not a curated record. Gene Ontology annotation, biological process: signal transduction. The transcript has 51 exons. Gene Ontology annotation, molecular function: protein binding.